CUGUGCUUGCGUCCUGCGUCCAUCCGCCUCGCGUCGUGCCCUCGUCCGCGCAGCCUCUCCCCGCCACAACACACGAGCAGAAUAGCGGCGAGAGCACAGAAUGCCCAGCGACCUCGACAGACAAAUCGAGCAGUUGUAUCGCUGCGAACCGAUCUCCGAGGAAGACGUCAAACGGCUAUGUAUCAAGGCGCGCGAGAUUCUCAUCGAGGAAGCGAAUGUACAGGUCGUCGACUCGCCCGUUACGAUAUGCGGAGACAUACAUGGCCAAUUUUGGGACAUGAUGGAGCUCUUCAAGGUCGGCGGGUCAUGUCCAGAAACCAACUACUUAUUUAUGGGCGACUUUGUCGACCGAGGCUUCUACAGCGUCGAGACCUUCCUUCUCCUGCUCGCGCUCAAAGUGCGCUACCCGGAGCGAAUCACCCUCAUCCGCGGUAACCACGAGUCGCGGCAAAUCACACAGGUAUACGGCUUCUACGACGAGUGCCAACGGAAAUACGGCUCGUCCAACGUCUGGCGCUGGUGUUGCGAGGUCUUUGACUAUCUCGCGCUCGGCGCCAUCGUUGACGGCCGAGUGUUCUGCGUGCACGGUGGCCUGAGUCCGAACUUGCAAGGGAUUGAUCAGAUUCGCGCCAUUGAUAGGAAGCAGGAGGUCCCCCACGACGGGCCAAUGUGUGACCUUCUCUGGUCAGAUCCAGACGACAUCACAGGUUGGGGCCUGUCCCCGCGGGGCGCGGGCUUCCUCUUUGGCGCGGAUAUCACCAAAAUCUUCGCGCACAACAACGCGAUCGACCUCAUUGCGCGCGCGCACCAGCUUGCGAUGGAGGGCUACAAGCUCAUGUUCGAUAAGACGAUCGUCACCGUCUGGAGCGCACCAAAUUACUGCUACCGGUGCGGGAACGUGGCGUCCAUCCUGGAGCUGGACGAUAAUCUCGGACAAGAAUACAAGGUCUUCGCGCAUGCUCCCUCGGACGUCCGCUCGAUACCGGCGAAACGGCCGCCUGCAGAUUAUUUUUUGUAGUGGCUGCAGAUCGGCCGUAGACGUACGGCUAAAGGCAGCGAGCGCUCUAGGAGCGCUGCCAGUCUGACCACCCCGCCUUCCCUUCUCUUCGUUGUCUUCCCUGCGAAAUGCUAGGAUACCUACUGAUAGUCCCUUGCCACCUUGCGUCCGCAUUGAGAGCAGGAGUGUUGAUGGAGGCUCACCGCUGCAUUGUUGUAUUCUGACCAUACUUCGACUCACGGAAAUGUGUAGCGCUAUCAUUGACCUGAAGGUACUGCAAACGCUGGCAGUCGAUGCGCGUGGAUACGAUAACUUUAGGUGCUGCAUGUGCAUUGCGACUGCUAUCGCUCGUCUACUACAUGUUGG
Messenger RNA from Rhodofomes roseus, 1363 nucleotides. Its product is annotated as serine/threonine protein phosphatase. The record is from RefSeq and is a predicted model, not a curated record. Lineage: Eukaryota; Fungi; Basidiomycota; Agaricomycetes; Polyporales; Fomitopsidaceae. The transcript has 8 exons. The coding region runs from base 101 to 1018 and encodes 305 amino acids. Gene Ontology annotation, cellular component: cytoplasm; nucleus. Gene Ontology annotation, biological process: peptidyl-serine dephosphorylation; double-strand break repair via homologous recombination. Gene Ontology annotation, molecular function: protein serine/threonine phosphatase activity.